AGCCUCCCAGAAUCGCUUACUGUCUGCGGAUGCGAAUGUAGGUAUUGUACGUACGAAGGUCAGUCCUCAUCGCAUACCGGAUGCACAGCGCUUCUGCUCCCUCGCAGGUAGCUUUUCUCCUCGAGCGACCCCCGUUGCCGAUGCAAAGUGUUCACCGGCUCAAAGGCUGAUCGCGGCGCCCUCGGCGUAGAUGUGCAGGCGCAUGAAGGCGCCUUUUGCAUCGGUCGACUGGUGUGGACGCCAGCAGAGACGCAUUUUUGGAGCUUGUGGCGUCGUAAUCCAAGCGGAAACGGGAACGGGACGUGUUGGUGCUUGUGGUGGCGAAACCGUCUUCCUCCAGUGGUGCGGUGCGCAAAGUGGGCUCGGUGAUGUGUGCAAAGAAGCACAGCCUUUCUCGCGGUGAUCGGUGAUGCGUGCGCCGGGGCGGGCGAUAGGAGUGAGGUGAUAGCGCCGCCGAUAGUGUGGUGGUGACGACCCCAGCAGCGCUAACGCUCCAUCCACGCCGUGCACCCGCCGGCCCGAGGGGCUUCCAAGACGAGGUAGUGCUCCCACCGGCCAGGCAUGCAGUAAGCAGUGGUCAAGCCAUGGGGGGCUGCUGCCACCGGGCGGGGCUCGGGCGCAGGGGCCGGCUGCUGCUCAUGUUUGGCAUGACGACGGCCUUCUUCCUCGUCGAGAUCAUUGUCGGCUAUGUCACCAACUCUAUGGCCCUGGUGGCAGACUCUUUCCACAUGCUGUCUGAUGUCAUAUCGCUCGUCAUUGCCUUCCUUUCCAUAAAGAUGUCUCCCAAGAAGUGGUCUAAAAACACGUUUGGCUGGGCUCGUGCCGAAGUUCUGGGAGCGCUGGUGAACGCCGUGUUCCUGGUGGCCCUGUGCUUCUCUAUCCUUGUGGAGAGCCUCAAGCGCUUCUACAAGCCCGAGAUCAUCGACGAGCCAAAGCUCAUCCUUUAUGUCGGCAUUGCCGGCCUCAUUGUCAACAUGAUUGGCCUCUGCCUGUUUCGUGAGCACGGCCACAGCCACAGCCGGGGCCACCACCACAGCCUGCCCACGGUGGAGGAGGUUGUACUCCAGGGCCUCGAGGAGGACAUCAACGACAACCGCUUUCGCAUUGGGGGUGACGAGGGCUCUGCCGGCCGUGGCACGGCACCAUCUUCGACGGGUGGCCAGCUCAACAUCCGAGGCGUCUACCUUCACAUUUUGGCUGAUGCCCUUGGCUCGGUGGUGGUCAUCAUCAGCUCACUGGUCAUCUGGCUCAGCACCUGGGAGCAGCGUUACUACGUGGACCCUGCCCUCAGUCUCAUCAUGGUGUGCCUCAUCAUGAAGUCUACAUCUCCUCUAUUGGUGGACUCGGCACUAAUCCUGCUGCAGACUGUGCCGACGCACAUCCAGAUUGACUCCCUGCAGAAGAAGCUUCUGCAGGAGGUGGAAGGGGUGCUGGCCGUGCAUGAGUUUCACGUGUGGCAGCUGGCAGGCGAGCGCAUCAUCGCCUCAGCCCACAUCCGCUGCAAGAACCUGCAGGACUACAUGCAGAUCGCCGAGCGCGUCAAGGAGUUCUUCCACAACGAAGGCAUCCACUCCACCACCAUACAGCCCGAGUUUGUCCAGCUCGAGGGGCAGCAGAGUGACGACAAGGACUGUGUCCUGGACUGCCCCAGCCGCACCAACUGUGUAGCCCAGACCUGCUGUGGGCCUCGAGGCAAAGAGGGUGUCCCCGAUGCACCGGCACCUACAGAUGAGACUGUGUUGCGCCAACGCCCUUCGGCCGAACUGAGCACCCCUGCUUGAAUGCGGCUGUCAUCUGUGGCCAGUGUGCAGGAUUGAUCUGCUGGCGAGUGGGCCAAUGUGUGGAGCAACACUUGUUGCCGUGGUUGACGCUGGCAGACUACGGAUGUGUCUGGAGACUAACACCGCCACAGCUGCUCCGAAUCAGUUGUUGCCGUGCAGGGCUACGUGCAAGCCAGAGCAGCACGAAGCAAGGAUGGCCAAGCCUUCAGCUGCGAUGAGUAGUGUAAGUUUUGGGAGAAGGUUGUGGACUAGGAAGGACGCCUGCCACCAAAGAGCUGGCAGCAUGGAUUUCACAUUUGCUGUGAGACAUAAGGCACCAAAUAAAAGUCAAGCCACGCUACA
Molecule: messenger RNA, 2123 nt
Organism: Dermacentor andersoni
Lineage: Eukaryota; Metazoa; Arthropoda; Arachnida; Ixodida; Ixodidae
Gene: ZnT63C
Product: solute carrier family 30 member 1
Biological process (GO): detoxification of zinc ion; intracellular zinc ion homeostasis; zinc ion transmembrane transport
Cellular component (GO): membrane
Molecular function (GO): zinc ion transmembrane transporter activity
Source: RefSeq, a predicted model, not a curated record